AUGGCCGACGUCGACCUGGCCAGCCUCUCGCCUGGCCAGCAGGAGGCUCUCCAACAGUACACGGCCCUCACAAACCAAGAGCCCAAGGACGCAGUGCCGCUUCUAGAGCGGUCGCAAUGGAAUGUGCAGAUUGCAAUCACAAAGUUCUUCGACGGCGAGGGCCCCGACCCCGUAGCAGAGGCACAGGCACAACAGCAACGAGCACAUGCCGACCCGCCCCGGCCCGCUGGACGACACGAGAACCUCCAAGAGAGCUUCUACGCCCCGAUAGGCAGACCGCCGCGCCGCGACCGCACCGAACCGGCACCCCGAAUCGUCCCGCAACCGUCCACAACCUAUCCCGUCCCAUGGCUGUUCUCUCUUAUCUUCGCCCCCUUCCAGCUCGGCUGGAAGCUGUUCGCCAGCCUCUUCCGGCCCAUCUACUACAUCCUGUCCUUCCUGCCGCAGUCGCUGCGGCCCCGCGCCGUUUCAAACUCCAUCACCCGCGGGCUGCGCAAUACAAAUGGGCGAAAGAUGCUCCUGCCGCGGGACUCGGCCGCUCGAUUCAGGCGUGAGUUCGAGGAGGAAUAUGGAUCUCCUGCCGAGGGCACCCCUUCGCUGCCGUGGUUCGAGGGCGGGUUCGCGCAGGCUCAGGACCUGGCCAAGAAGGAGCUCAAGUUCCUGCUCGUGGUGCUCAUGUCCCCCGAGCACGACGAUACGGCGUCCUUUGCCCGCGACGUCCUCCUCGGCCCGGACGUGGCCGCCUUCCUGUCCGACCCAGCCUCGAACAUCGUGCUGUGGGGCGGCAACGUGCUCGAUAGCGAGGCCUACAUCGUCUCGCAGGAGUACAACUGCACCAAGUUCCCCUUCUCCGUGCUCAUCAGCCUGACCCCGAAGGAGGGCAGCACCCGUAUGGGCAUCAUCAAGAGGCUGUCCGGCGCCACCACGCCAGCCGCCUACCUCUCGGGCCUGCGCUCCGCCAUGGACAAGUAUUCCCCAGACCUGGAGGGCCUGCGCGCCGAGCGCGUCGCCCAGGAGACCUCACGCAGCCUGCGGACAGAACAGGACUCGGCGUACGAGCGCUCGUUGGCGCGGGACCGCGAGCGGGCCAGACAAAAGCGUGAGGCGGCCGCGGCGGCCGCGGAAGCAGAGCAGCGCGAGAGAGAGCGUGCCGAACGGGCCGCGGAGCAAGAUCGCAAGCGCCAGCUGUGGCGGCGUUGGCGGGUGACGACCAUCGCGCCGGAGCCGCCGGCGAGCGAGGCGGACGUGGUGCGGCUGGCGCUCAAGAUGCCCGAGGAGACGGGCGCCGGCCGCGUCAUCAGACGGUUCGCGGGCAACACGACGGUCGAGGAGCUGUACGCCUUUGUCGAGUGCUACGGGGUACUGCAGGCGCGGGCUGACGGUGGGGAGGACGAGUCGGAACUGGACGACAAGGGCGCGCCGGAGGGGUACGAGCACGUCUAUAGCUUCCGGCUCGCGAGCCUGCUACCCAGAGAGGUGUUUGAGCCGACCCGGGACAAGACCCUGCGGGAGGUCAUCGGAAAAUCUGGGAACCUGAUCGUCGAGGACGUGUUUGAUGCCGAGGAGGAGGAUGUAGGCGGUAUGGCUGAGGGCGAGCAGCAGGUAUCAUAG
This is a messenger RNA of Diaporthe batatas, 1611 nucleotides long. RefSeq lists its product as uncharacterized. Lineage: Eukaryota; Fungi; Ascomycota; Sordariomycetes; Diaporthales; Diaporthaceae. The record is from RefSeq and is a predicted model, not a curated record. The transcript has a single exon. Gene Ontology annotation, cellular component: endoplasmic reticulum. Gene Ontology annotation, molecular function: ubiquitin binding. Bases 1 to 1611 code for a protein of 536 amino acids.